AUGACCUCGGCGGUCAAGGUCGAGGAGGCCCCGGCCCCCCGGCUGGGAGCCCCGCACUCACCCCGCGAGGAGCGGAGCCGAAGCGCCCGGGCGCGCGAGCAGAGGGCGGCGGCGGGCGGCGGCGCGAACGCGGAGCUCCUCACAGCGGCCCCUGCUGCCCUAGCCGCCGACCAAGCUGGAAAAGGGGCGGAGGCGGCCGGGGUGUCACCUGCCCGCUCUCCCACCCUGCCGCGUGACGCCGCGCAGCGCCGCCCCCUGCCCGCCCUCCGCGGCCGCCAGGUACCCGCGAGGGGGCGCGGGGAGGAGCCGCCCGCUGGGAAGGACCCGCUGGGAGGCCUUUACACGUACGGAACCUUCUCAGCGCCUACCGGGAGGUCGGGCGUGUCUUUUUCCAGGCGGAGGACGGGCUCGUGCGGCGCGAGAAGAAGGCAGCAGCUGCCUCCGCGGCCGGAGGGAAAAGCGGCCAAAUUCAGCAAGGACUACACGGAGGGCUGGGUGGAGUUCCGGGACAAGCGAGUAGCCAAGCGUGUGGCGGCCAGUCUUCACAACACGCCUAUGGGCUCCCGCAGGCGCAGCCCCUUCCGUUAUGACCUGUGGAGCCUCAAGUACCUGCACCGUUUUACCUCGUCCCAUCUCAGCGAGCAUCUUGCUUUUGAGCGCCAGGUGCGUAGGCAGCGUCUGAGGGCUGAGGUUGCCCAGGCCAAGCGUGAGACUGACUUCUGUCUUCGAAGUGUGGCUCGCGGACAGCGUUUCCUUGCGGCUGAUGGGGACUGUGCCCGCCCGAAUGGUUCCUGGGCCUUUGCCCAGCGUCCUACUGAGCAGGAGCUGAGGGCCCGGAAGGCAGCUCUUCCAGGGGAACGUGAACGAGCUCGCCUGACUAACGCUCAGGACCAGGCCCGCUCCAACCGAGGACUUCUUGCCAAGAUCUUUGGAGCUCCUACACCCUCAGAGAGCAGGGAGGACGCCUCACUGGUCAGGAACUCUUGA
Messenger RNA from Rangifer tarandus platyrhynchus (Svalbard reindeer), 987 nucleotides. Lineage: Eukaryota; Metazoa; Chordata; Mammalia; Artiodactyla; Cervidae. The record is from the annotation of a GenBank genome assembly.